CCCAGAAGCGUGAGAGUUAGGCGACCCGGCGAUGUGGGGACGCGCGCCAGGAUCGUGAGAGUUAGUGCGCUGACAACAUGGCGUCCAGAACUGCAGGAGGAGGGACGGUCCUUGCUUCAGGAAUAAGGACGAGGAAGAGGAAGGAGCGCAAACUGUACAGCGAUGACUGGGCGCUGGGGGAUGAAGAGAUUGAGGGUCACCACACCUUCGACCUGGAGCAGAAGAUUCACUCCCAUGAAUUUGACUCUUGUUUUGUUAAGGACAUGACCAACAUAGAGUACAACCUGGGACAUGUGCAAGAGAAUGGGUUCAACUGGCCACUGCUGUUUAGGGACAAAUCCAAGUUGGGCAUCUGUAUCCCCAGUGAUGACUUCACCAUCAAUGACGUCAGGCUGUGUGUUGGGUCAAGGCGGAUGCUGGACGUGAUGGAUGUGAACACUCAGAAGAACGUGGAGAUGACCAUGAAGGAUUGGCAGCGGUACUUUGAGAGUCAAGACAAGGACAAACUUCUCAAUGUGAUCUCGCUGGAGUUCUCACACACCAAACUGGAGUCCCUCAUCCAGGCACCCACUGUGGUGCGACAGAUUGACUGGGUGGAGCGGGUGUGGCCGAGGCACCUGAAGGAGGCCCAGACAGAGGCUACCAAUGUGCUGGAGGACAUGAUGUACCCCAAGGUGCAGAAGUACUGUCUCAUGUCCGUGCGUGGCUGCUACACUGAUUUCCACAUUGACUUUGGUGGCACCUCUGUGUGGUAUCAUGUCCUGAGGGGGAAGAAGAUAUUUUGGCUGAUCCCCCCCACUGAGCGAAACCUGCAGCUGUAUGAGCAAUGGGUCCUCUCAGGGAAGCAGAGUGACAUCUUCUUUGGGGACACAGUGGUGAAGUGUGGCCGUGUGGAGCUCAACCAGGGCAACACCUUCUUCAUCCCCACAGGCUGGAUCCAUGCAGUAUACACACCUGAAGACUCGUUGGUGUUUGGGGGCAACUUCCUGCACAGUUUUGGCAUUGAGAAGCAGCUUAGAGUGGCACAGGUGGAGGAUGCAACUCAUGUACCCUCCAAGUUCCGGUACCCUUUCUUCACCGAGAUGCUGUGGUACGUGCUAGAGCGUUAUGUCCACGUGCUGCUGGGCCGGACACACCUCUCACUGCCCCCAGAUGAUCCCCACAUAAAUUUAACCCAGUAUGAGCUACACGGACUGAAAGCUAUAGUGAUGUACCUCCAUGCCCUGCCCACCAGCAAGAAAUGUGUGCCGGAACUCAUCACAGACCCCAUUGCACUGAUCAGGGAUGUGCGGACUGUGGUGGAGCAGCAUCGUUAUGACAAACCGGAGCUGGCCCGAACAUGCAAGCCAGUGCUGGAGUGGUGGACCAGGGAGCCCACCAAGUUUGGAGUGAAGCGUCCUCUCGGGGAAAAUGCAAACUCUGGGAUAAAACGUCGCCGCAGAAACUCUGAUGAGAAUCGCAUUGUGGGGCUGCCUCCUAACGUAGCCAAAGUCCGUCACAGGAGAGUCAGAUGCAAGCUGUGUGAGUCGUGUCUGCGGGAGGACUGUCGCAAGUGUGGCUUCUGCCUGGACAUGGUGAAGUAUGGAGGACCUGGCACCAUGAAACAGACCUGCAAGAUGAAGAAAUGCACACAGCCCAUGCUCCCGGCCGCAGCGGUGUGUUACGACUGCCAGCUGGAUGGAUGGGGCCGCAACCUCACCACCCCUCCACAGAAACCACCCCUGCACUCGCCAAGCAGUUUGUUCGAGUGCUGUGUGUGCUUCAAAAUAUCCCACCUCAAGUGUAUUAGCAGCAAGUUCCCUGACGCGGAUGGCAUUGUGAACGAGGACGUGCCGAACAGCUGGGAGUGCCCCGAGUGUGUCAAGGAAGGCUACAACAAAGAGUACAAACACAACAGAGUACCCAGCAGCAGGGUAUCAGGGGCAGGCAGUGACACAGGAGGCCUAAAGACACCUCAGAUAUUGAGUGAGACAGAGGAUAACGAUGUGAAGGUGAAGAUAGAGGACCUGGAUGCCGAAAUAGAGAGGGAGGAGAAGAGGCAACAGGAGGAAGCUGCAGCCAGAGAAGCUUGUGCAGGAGGGGGAGGUGUUGGAGGAGGAGGUGGAGGGGGAGGUGUUGGGGAAGUCAAGAUAAAGCAGGAGGGCGCGGGGCAGGAUGCCGCCUCGCCACACAUGCCGUCGUGGGAGCAGCUGCAGGCGCGAGUGUCCCACCCCUUGGUGCGUCCCACGUGGGUGGUGCGUCCCGUGCCGCCGCCGCCUGAGGACGAGGAUGAUGAGGAGGACGAAGACGAGGAGAGCGGCAGCGACGGCGAGAGUCGCCCGGCGGCCCGGGAGCCACCGCCGCCCGCCCUGCGCCGCGCCGUGAUGGUGCCUGUGUUCCAUCACCUCAGCCGCCGCGACCUGUGUAUGGCCAUGCAGGUGUGCCGCGCCUGGGCACUGUGGGCGCUCACUCCCAGCCUGUGGGCGUCCAUCUCGCUGGCCAGCACCAGGCUCACCCGCACCCACCUGGCGGGCGUGGUGCGCCGCCAGCCAGCCCGUCUGUGCCUCAGCUGGGCGCGCCUGGACACGGAGCAGCUGUCAUGGCUGCUGGCCAGGCUCCCACAGCUGCGGCGCCUGGAGGUGGUGGGUCUAGAGUGGCCCCUACUGGCGUGCCUCUCCUCGCCCUACUGCCCCGCCCUCACGGCGCUGGACUUGUCCUUCUGCGGCAGCCUGACGGAUUCCGCCCUGGCUAGUCUGCUGGCACCGCCCCGCACGCACCGCCCCGGCCACCGAAGCGCCACCUCGCGCUUACGCCAGCUAACGUUCCUGGCAGUGGCGGGCACGCAAGUCGGGGACGAGGGGGUACGCACGGUGGUGCGGGCAUUGCCGCAAUUGGCGGAGCUGGACCUGAGCGAGUGCCAGCGUGUGACGGAGGUGAGCGCGGCGUUGAUGGCACAUCCUGCCAGCGUGGUGCGCGAGUCUCUGGUCAGCCUGGACAUGCGGGGCUGCCACGGUGUGGGCCCCACCUGUCUGCCUGCCCUGGCCCGCCUGCCACGUCUCACCCGCCUGGCUCUGCACCCCUGCAACAAUGUGCCCCUGCCAGCCGUCAGGGUGUGGGGCGCCUCACAUGGCUACACCCUGGACCAGGACAACAUACUGGUGCGCCCCCCGCCCCCUACCCAGGAUCCCGCCACGGACUCCGAGGACUCUGGCCCCCCAAGCCCCAGCCAACCCCCCAAAGAGGACACCCCUGUCCUGCAAAACAGAAGACAGAAGAGGCUAAAGAACACAAGAAUGAACUGACUAAGGAACACAAGAAACAAGAGACUGGAGAACACACUCCAGAAGAGGCUAAAGAGGCUACUCAACACAAGAAAGAUAAUGAUAAAGAGAAGAAGGAAGACGAAAACACUGAAUUGAAGGACGGUGGGAAUAAGGAGGAGAAUGGCACCAG
Messenger RNA from Portunus trituberculatus (swimming crab), 3432 nucleotides. It is a transcript of the gene Kdm2, whose product is annotated as lysine-specific demethylase 2A-like. Lineage: Eukaryota; Metazoa; Arthropoda; Malacostraca; Decapoda; Portunidae. The transcript is spliced from 17 exons. Gene Ontology annotation, biological process: protein demethylation; regulation of transcription by RNA polymerase II. Bases 78 to 3281 code for a protein of 1067 amino acids. The record is from RefSeq and is a predicted model, not a curated record. Gene Ontology annotation, molecular function: DNA binding; transcription coregulator activity; protein binding.